Spirometra erinaceieuropaei is the source of this 475-nucleotide messenger RNA. The record is from the annotation of a GenBank genome assembly. Lineage: Eukaryota; Metazoa; Platyhelminthes; Cestoda; Diphyllobothriidea; Diphyllobothriidae.
AUGGCAAUUAAAUUCGGUGAGCGGCCUCUCUGGCGGUCAACAUCCGACACCAUCAACAGCAAGGUGUUUAUUGCAAUUGUCAAGGAUGCUUUCGGCUACAACGGCAUAAGUCGGCGCCGAAUGGAUACUGUAAUUUUGCACGACAAUUCACCUGUCCACCGCUCUAAAGAGGUACGAAUUUGAUGCCGCUUGCAAAUAUAAUCUAACAUUUUAGACAACAACCACCCUCUCCGCAAUUGGCCUCCAAUCCAUUUUCAUCCCGGCCAACAGUCCCGAUUUGAAUCCUAUCGAAAAUCUUUUUGGAAUAGUCAAAAGAAGUUGGCACAAAGCUAAGAAGACUCUUUCAAUGCAGGACAAAUUGGAUUUCAUACUCAAUAAUUACAUUUUACAAUCCACCAUAGAUAACCUCGUCAUGUCUAUGUCUGACAGACUUUCUGCUGUUAUUAAUUCAAAUGGACAAUCAACAAAGUACUGA